GUUCAGGCACGCCUCCCUGGAAAUAAGGAGAGAGGAGAGGGCACGAGAUAAACCGUGGUACAUUCGGAGGCAUUCGUUGGACUGGCAUGGCUGUGUGCUGCUCAGCACUGCGAUCUACAUCCAUGAGGCUCCUGCCUGGACAUUUGCAUUCCCUCUGCACGGCAACACAGCCUUGAUACGGCGCUGGACAGAGCGACGUCGAGCCGUGCUGUGCUCUCACAGCAUGUUGCAGGGCAUUGGGGAGAUAGAGAGGGAAUAAUAGGGGGGGGGAACCUUACCGCACACUUGAGCGAUGUUGCGUGAGCUUCUCUCUCUCUCGUUUCAGACCGUCUGCACAGGGACCUGGGACUAAUGGAGGGAUACAAUGAUGUUGCUCUUCGCUUGUCAUGCUUGAAUCACAGCUUCAUAUAUCCUUUUGUGUCGGAGACCUCAUUGUCUUCGUCUGUCACUGCCGCCAGAUCAACUGUGGGGUAGUGUGGCGGACAGAGCCCCCUCCUCAACCCCCCUCUCCCUUGUCUGUGCCCCUGGCUUCUCAUCACUCCCGGCUCGCUCGUGUCUAUUUACCUGUCUCGAGCCCUCCCCUCUCUGUUGAGCUCCGUCUUUCUUGCUCUCCUGCUCCCCACUGCUUACUAUCUCCCUCUCUUUGCUCCUUCAAAGAGGGCAGUCUGCCGUUCCAUCCAAGCAGCUUGUUACAUGACCUCCCGGAAAACAGUUUUUGCCGCUGCUCUGCCUCCUCACAGUUCCUGAGCCCUUCCAGAUUUCCAUCUCUACAACGGCAGGAUGUUCCUUCGCGAGGAUUGAUCCCCAUCAACCCCUCUUCACUUUCCCCUUCCCCUCCCUUGUCCUGAUCUCCUGCCCUCUGACCCUCACCCUCUUGUUCUCUACCCCCGCCCUCCCUCUCCUAUUCACCCUUACCCCAAGCCUCUUUCCCCCUUAAUUCAUUUCACCCCCUCGACCAUGUUGCCAUGUGUCCGCUGGCUCCAACUUAUCCUCAUCUUGCUGUCCUCUGUCUUAUGGACCCGGGGGGAAAACUGCCCAGCAAACUGCAAGUGCCCAGAUCCUCACACUGUCGACUGCAGCGGCCGCGGGCUGACCCGGCUACCCAAUGAGAUCCCCUUGGAUGUGCGCAGGCUGUUGCUGGCCGACAACUGGAUACCCCGCAUCCCCUCGGACUUCCUGGUUCUGUACAGCGACCUGGUCUACCUGGACCUCCGGAACAACUCCCUCUCCCACAUAGAACCGGGGACUCUCAGCACCUCCUCCAGGCUGGUCUUCCUGGACCUGGGCAGCAACAACCUGACUGAAAUCCCCAAGGGGACUUUUGGGGAGUCUCGGAGCCUGAUCAAACUACGGCUGGGCAACAACCCGUAUCUGAGCAUGGUGAACGAGGAUGCCUUCCUUGGCCUCACCUCUCUGAGAGAGCUGGAACUGGAGCGUAAUGCACUGUCUACGCUACAGGUGGGGGCACUGAGUCAGUUGCCCUCCCUGCGGGCGGUGAGGCUAGAGGGCAAUCCCUGGGUGUGCAAUUGCAACUUUGCCAACCUGUUCGCAUGGCUGAUGGAGAACAGUCACAAGCUUCCAAACGGGGUGGAGGGCAUGGAGUGCUCCCUCCCCAUGGAUGGCAGACGUGUUUCCCUGACCCAGCUCUCCAAGGACAGCUUCCGCGAGUGCCAGGCCACACUGACUCUGACAGACCUGCUCAUCAUCAUUUUCUCUGGCAUCUCCGUGUCCGUGGUGGCCAUCAUGACAAGCUUCUUCCUGGCUUCAACCGUUCAUUGCUUCCAGCGCUGGAGCAAAGGCACCAAGGGUGACGAGGAGGAGAGUGAGGAGGGUUGAACUUUAAGGGUCCUGUGGUCCUGGUACUUCAAACAAUGAGAGGACACCGCAGACUGUGCGACAAGUUUCAUGUUGUCUCCUCCCUGGUGCAUACCCAGAACUGUUCAACGGUAGGAUCUCGCCCUGAUACGGUUGCAGUUGUUUCCUUUGCACAUGAAAUAUGGUAACACAGGACAUGAGCCAAAGUCCCAAUAAAAAUUAGCAGGUGCCCUGCUCCACUUGCAAAAUGAUAUUAUAGAGAUCGUAUUUUUGGCUGUGACAGCCUGUAGUCGUCUUUUAUGGCUGCUGGCUCUUGGCUCAAUGUUGUAGGUCUACAUAGAUAUAGUAAGAACAACACCUUUAUAAUAGAACAGUGAAGGAUCACAAAAAAAAAAGAGAUGUUGCUGCAGUGCUUUCACAUUAGUAUUAGACAAGGUGAUAACUUCUCAACAUGUAAUCACAUUAGAUUGAAAUCCUGUAAAGUGACGUCAAAGUUUUAGAUGAUUUUCAUGGAGAUUUUUCUGCGUGGGGCAGAACCCGUAACCCCGUAAAAAAAGGAUGUCAUACCGACCAAUGACCUCAGUAAUUAACUGCCUAUACCAUGAUAUGCUGGCAUAUCCUGCCAUUUACAGUGUCUUUUUUUUUCGGAGCCUCACUCAAAUUCCACUACUGUUGGCAAAUAUUGUUGUUCCUUCUGCAUGUGAAAUUAAACGAGGGCAGAGGUGUCAGUCGAAGAAGGAUUUGGAUGUCGGUAAGAUGUUACUGCAGGUAGCUGAUAUAUUGUAGGCAGGAAGAGUUUCCAGUGGGUCUACACAUUCGUUCAGCAGUAUAUUCAUUAUAUAAUCACAAAUAUAUGUACAAAAGAAAACGAUGUACACUCAAACCAAACAUUUAAAUCAAAAGGAUGUACUGUAUGUUCCUUAGAUUGAUAUCUGUGACCUAUGUAGAAAGAUAAAAUAAAAGUAUAAUCUUAAAUUACGGCAAAUACGGUAUUAAAAUAGAAUUUACGUAGAAAUAUAGCGUCAAAUAGCGCAUCUUUAUAUGGUGAACCUAAUAUUAGCAAGCCCCUAAUUACACUAUGUAGACUGGUUUUGUCUUCAUCUGCCAAAGAGUAGGUUUAGGUGAGGGAGAGAUUGCAUACAAGGACUUUGUUGUGGAUCUGUGAUUAUAGUGAGGUAGGGAAGGCGGCACUAUAGCCAAAUCACGCUUUGUAUACACAUAUUAUACUCAAACAGUCAUGGUCUCCAAAGAUUAGCGUUUCCUUCUAGAACCAGCUGUAUUACUUUACUUCACACAUGUGGAGUCUUCACCUUCAACAGGGACUUCAGAGCAAAUCCAAGGUUUGUCACUUUUUGGAAUAUAUAAUUUAAGAUAUCCAGAAUUGAUACAUCGUGGACUCUCAGUCAGCUUUUUCUCCUUUUAAGAAAAUAUCUUCCAAUAUCUUGUGGUGAAGAUGCAGAUUUGAUGUCCUGGAAAAGUCUCAUAAAAAUCUGUAUCAACAGCAUCAGCAUUCACAAGAGCGGCAGUACAGCGCAAUCUAGAUUAAAUAAAGCUGCGUCCUGAACAUUAUGGGUUCCGGUUUGUCAUUUGCAUCCUGUAUGUUUAAAUCCUCCAUUAGGAUUUGGAAGGCUCAAAGCUUUAAAAAGGGUAUGUUGUAUUACUUCCCACAUUCUUGUAAGGCAUGAAUAAUUCACCGAAAUUGAGAUAUGAACCAGAAAGAAUGUCAAGCCCUUAAAUGCAAACAAGAAGACAGGAAAAGAGUUCUAAUUCAUGUGUGGUUAACAAAAGAUAAAAAGGAAUUCCAAAUGCCGUGUCGGUUAAGAACAAUUCAUAACACUCAACGUGUAGCAUCAAGAAGCACAUUUUGCAUCAAUGACGAGAAAUAAAUAUUUAUUUUUGUUAUUUUUUAUUUGCAUCAGCAUCAAGAAAGCACAAAGAUCUCACAGAACACUAAUGUGAUUCUAAUACACUCUUUUAAAUGAAGUGACACGUCACAAAUUGGUACCAUCCUCCUGUAUUGUCACCGUUUGUUUUAAUGUGUAUCGUCACAUGCUGUUUUGAAAAUGUCGCAUUCUAUAAACAAGAGUUGUACUGUAUGAAUGUUUGGGAUCUGCCAGAAUUCAAACGGCUACUGAUUUGAAGACAAAUCUAUUUGAAGGCACAUUUAUGGGCUAAGCUAAUGGUACAUUUCAACAUCAAAUUAAGUGCAGUCCUAAAGGCUGAUGCUAAUGAAUUUCAUUUCCGCCAUUCAGUAUUUCUUAUGACGACAAAUAACCUAGAAAUUCACAUGGAGCGAAUGAAGGUGUGGAUGGGACGUUUAGCAGCUCCACUCCCAAUUAAAAGGUACAAAACCGUAAUUGAUGUUGUUGCAUUAGAGGGAGCAGGUUCCCAUUUUUGGAAAAAGAAAACCAUUUGAAAUCUAAAUACCACAACAAUAGCUAAAGGGAAUUCAUGAAAUGUAUUGGUUUCCCCCUCCGCAGGUGAGAAACUGCUUUCUUAACGGAUAUCUGGGGGUGCAGACUUCAGUCAAGGAAUCAGAGGGGAAGUUUUUAUACAUAUCAUUAUCAUGUCCAACUACUGUGUAGUUACUGUAUAACAACACAUUGUUAUGUCAGCUUAGCUGUUAGCUUGAAGCAUAUGUUAGCAUGACACUUUUUUCUUUCUCUUACUCAUUUUAUUAAGUAACAAAUAUCAGCACAUUAGAGCAUGCACUGUUGAGCUAUCUACAGUAUCAACUUCAGAUUUAUGUCUAUUUUUCUAUUAAACCUUUCAGAAUGAAGAAUUUAUUUACUCUGUCAGUCCCCAAAGUCAUGUUCUGGCAUUGCACACCCUGAGAAAGCAGCUUGUCUUGACAUUGCUUAAUAAAAUACCAAAAUCCAUGUUACCGUACGUUUUGUCAGAUAAAUGUCAGAAUGGCUCAAAUCUAAAUGAAGUGACAGAGACGAGCGUGACCUUGUUGCUGCAGCUGAAUGCAUUUCCAAAUGUCAAACAGACCAUAAUGUGUAGCUGUAUAUAUUGAUGUUUGGUAAAAAAGAAUUACAAUAAAAUCCUUUGUUUCUGUCUUCUGGUCUGAACUUGUAUCAGUGUGUCUAAUAGGCAGCGUGAUCAUUUAUUAUUAACGUGAUAUGUCAGCAUACAUCCUGCACAUACCUGUGAUACACACCAACCUGCUGGAAGUCAUAUUUAAAUAAAGGGCUGCCCUACAUGCAGAGACUGACAGAAACAGUAACAGUGGGAAUGUGAUUCUCAUACCUUCAUAUCUACUGCUUAGUGUUAAUAAUGACUCAAUAA
Messenger RNA from Anarrhichthys ocellatus (wolf-eel), 5106 nucleotides. It is a transcript of the gene lrrc38b, whose product is annotated as leucine rich repeat containing 38b. Gene Ontology annotation, molecular function: potassium channel activator activity; voltage-gated potassium channel activity; transmembrane transporter binding. The transcript has 2 exons. The record is from RefSeq and is a predicted model, not a curated record. NCBI's taxonomy places the organism in Eukaryota, Metazoa, Chordata, Actinopteri, Perciformes, Anarhichadidae. Bases 958 to 1836 code for a protein of 292 amino acids. Gene Ontology annotation, cellular component: voltage-gated potassium channel complex.